Molecule: messenger RNA, 1234 nt
Organism: Onychostoma macrolepis
Lineage: Eukaryota; Metazoa; Chordata; Actinopteri; Cypriniformes; Cyprinidae
Product: protein FAM107B
Exons: 5
Coding region: 187-765 (192 amino acids)
Biological process (GO): regulation of actin cytoskeleton organization; actin filament polymerization; actin filament bundle assembly
Cellular component (GO): stress fiber; synapse; neuron projection
Source: RefSeq, a predicted model, not a curated record
CAUUGACGGACAGCGAGAUGAAGCGGCACCUUUCUCAGGUGUCCCCUGUGUGCUGUGUGGUAAAUAGAUAGCUUGUACUCACUGCUGCUCAGAUGGGACCUCGCUCAUGGAGCGGUGACGCACUUUCGUUUCCCAGCAUGCAGCAGGAGCUUUGGCUGAGGGCUCUUCUUGAUACCUGCGUGUGCAAUGAGAUCGGCCGCUGCACAAGCACUCCCGACUAGACCGUCUGAACAAGAGCUCAAAAAUGCCUUAUCCAACAGCGUCGCAGGACACAACCACGUCUCCAACUCCAGCAGACCAGCAGCAGCACCGUCCAGAACAAAGACGUCCUCAGACACUUUUAAUUGUAGUUCUUUGCAUCAUCAUGGCAAUAAUCGAGAAAAUGCAGAUAAAUGUGAUAUUGCCGAGGGUCCCUGGAACCUGAACAACCCGGUGAAAGCCUCGAGGAGCCAUCAGGAGCUUCACAAAGAGCUGUUACUGGCCCACAAAAAGCGGGACAGAGGGCUGGUGGUGUGCUGUAAGCCUGAGCUUCAGAUGGUUCUGGAGAAGAGGAAGAGAGAGCAGACCCAGAGAGAGGAGGGAGAGCAGAGCAGGAGUCCUCUGGAGCAGGUUCUGCUCGAACGACAGAACAAACAUCAGGAGAUGAUGAAGGAGAAGGAGGAGGAGCAGAGGCUACAUGAGGAGGUUCAGCUCUUGGAGUUUGUCCGCGUGAGACAGAACCUGAAGAAAGUCCAUACAGCUCUACAGAAGAACCUUCACUCCUGAAUCUGACUAAAGACAUGCUUCAUUUGCAAAAACAGUAAACAGUGUUUCAGUAUAUUCAUUAUUUUGUUAUUAACCUUUUUCACAGUCUGUUACAGUUCACUACUUUUCAUUGUGUUCUGCAAUAAUUAAUGUUAAAAAACAUACCCGUGGUAAUCUUAAAAUACAAAUUUUAUAAUAACUACAAUUACCGAUAGACCUAGUACUGUUAAACUGUACAAAAUCUGCUGAAAUCAUUCUGUCAUUUUGUUUAACUUUUUUUGUCGAGUGGUGGCCAGUUUUGUUGUAAAACCCGAAAGGAAAUUAAAUAAAAAACGCUACUAUGGUACUUGUUCAACUACAUGGUUGUCCUAUCCAUGUUUUUGAUAAUUUAUUAUUAGUAGUAGUAAAAAUAAUAAUGGGGUAAAGAGCUACCGUGGUGAUUUUUUUUUGUAAUAGGUGUUAAAGUAUUUCUAAUGUCAGUAUUGUAAGU